Molecule: messenger RNA, 1056 nt
Organism: Dissoconium aciculare CBS 342.82
Lineage: Eukaryota; Fungi; Ascomycota; Dothideomycetes; Mycosphaerellales; Dissoconiaceae
Product: guanine nucleotide-binding protein-like protein subunit beta 1
Exons: 5
Coding region: 1-1056 (351 amino acids)
Biological process (GO): G protein-coupled receptor signaling pathway
Cellular component (GO): heterotrimeric G-protein complex; cytoplasm
Molecular function (GO): signaling receptor complex adaptor activity; protein binding
Source: RefSeq, a predicted model, not a curated record
AUGGCGGACGGAAGUGCGGAAUCAAUUCAGCAGCGGAUACAGAUUGCCCGUAGGGACGCGGAGGCUCUCAAAGAUAGAAUAAAGCGCAAAAAGGAUGAGCUCGCCGAUACCACAUUGCGCGAUGUCGCGCGCCAGCGUACAGAGCAGCUUCCUCGGCUGGCGAUGAAGACCAAGAGACAGCUCAAGGGCCAUCUCGCGAAAAUUUACGCCAUGCACUGGUCGACGGAUCGAAGACAUCUGGUAUCGGCAUCACAGGAUGGCAAACUCAUAAUUUGGGACGCGUACACGACAAACAAAGUCCAUGCUAUCCCGCUGAGAUCAUCAUGGGUCAUGACUUGUGCAUAUUCGCCGAGUGGCAAUUACGUCGCGUGUGGUGGCCUCGACAACAUUUGCUCGAUCUACAAUCUUGCGGCGAGGGAAGGUCCGACCCGGGUUGGACGCGAAUUGAGCGGACAUCACGGCUACCUGAGUUGUUGUCGAUUCAUCAACGAUCGACGCAUCCUCACCUCAUCUGGAGACAUGACCUGCGUUCUGUGGGACUUGGAGACCGGCCAGAAGAUCACAGAAUUCGCAGAUCACCUCGGCGAUGUCAUGAGCCUGAGCAUCAACCCCCUCGACAACAACCAAUUCGUCUCCGGCGCCUGCGAUGCCUUUGCUAAGCUGUGGGACAUCCGUCAACAAAAGUGCGUUCAAACCUUCGCUGCUCACGACUCAGACAUCAACGCCAUUCAAUUCUUCCCGAACGGCCACGCAUUCGGCACAGGAUCAGACGAUGCAUCAUGCCGCCUUUUCGACAUCCGCGCAGACCGUGAACUGCAAAGCUAUACCAUUGGCGAACCGGCUUGCGGUAUCACCUCCGUCGCUUUCUCGGUCUCCGGAAGAUUGCUGUUUGCUGGCUAUGACGAUUUCGAGUGCAAGGUUUGGGAUGUGCUUCGAGGCGAGCGAGUGGGCACGCUGCAAGGACACGAGAACAGAGUCAGCUGUCUCGGCGUUAGCAACGAUGCCAUGUCGCUAUGCACAGGAUCCUGGGACGCUGUGCUUCGCAUCUGGGCAUAA